AUGCCGCCAACACCACCUUCAACAACUUCCUCUAGCGCAGGACACUCGCCGCCAGAUCCACAAUUCAGAGUUGUGCGCAAACGGAAUCGCGUUCCUUUGUCCUGUGGAGCAUGCAGGCAUCGAAAGCUGAAAUGCAAUCGAGGCCAUCCCUGCGACAACUGCACCAAGCGCGGAGAUACGGCAUCAUGUACGUACGCUGCCCCAGGCAACCGCAAGAAGAGUUCAGCGAGCACCGGCUCUGCGACUACGCCCGAUGACAUGCAAAAUCGCAUUGAUCGUCUUGAAGGACUGGUUCUUUCCCUGAUGACCAAUGGCGCCCAGAGCGCUGGACCUGCUGCUGCUCAAGCCGCUAUCGCACACAGUCUGGGCAAUGCUGGCCCGGAUCAGCAGUUUGAUGCCAGCCCGAUGAUCACCGCUAUGAGCACCGGCGCGCCUGAAUCGAUACCCGAAGAAGACGUGAACGAAGAGAGUGACAUGGAAACUGUCACAAAGUCGAUUGGGGUCAUGAAGGUGCACAACAACCAUACCAUAUUUGCCUCAGAAGCACAUUGGUAUGCAAUAUUGGGUGAAUUGUCAGAAGUCAAAAACUACUUCGCCGAGCACAAGAAACAGUAUGAAGAUCAGCUCAAGCGGUACAAGGCGACGCAUGUCGAAGAUCGACCACCGGGUACUUCCUUCUUGACGGGUGGACAAAAACCUAGCUCCAAGGCCGAAAUCCUAUCACGCUUCCCGCCCAAACCCACAGCCGAUCUCCUCGUCUCGCGCUUCUUCAACACAUACGAUCCUGGCAUUCACAUCAUACAUGGCCCAACGUUCCAAGAGGAGUACGAUAGACAUUGGGCACAACCGGAAGAGACGCCCGUCAUCUGGCUUGGGACCGUGUUCGCCAUGAUGUGCAUCGCGCUGCAGUCGUACACACGAGCUGGUGAUGAGCCUCCCGAGUACCACAAUAAGUCUUGGGAGAUGUCAAGGGAGUAUGGCGACUUGACAGCGCAAUGUUUGAUCAUGGCGGACAUCACACAGCCCAUCACGGGUAUGAUGGAGACCCUGCUUUUGCACGUCCAUGCUGAGUAUGCUCGUAGUAGGGAUGCAGAAGUGGGUAUUCUGAUUAGCACAGGCAUCGUCGUGCGACUUGCAAUGCGAAUGGGUUUGCAUCGAGAUCCAGGACCAUAUCCCGGCAUACCCGUGUUCCAAGGGGAGAUGCGGAGACGUAUCUGGGCUGCGGUACGCUCAUGCGAUCUGUUGUUUUCAGCCCAGGCUGGAUUACCACCAAUCGUCCGACCGCGAGACACAAACACUGAGAUACCCCGUAACAUCUACGAUGAUGAACUGCACAAAGACAUGAAGAUACUGCCUCCUUCAAGGCCAGAGACGGAAGCUACACCAACCCUUUUCCUGAUCAAUCGAACGAGGCUAGUCUACAAGCUUGGGGAAGCAGUCGAGUGCACAGAUACCCUGACGUGCGCAUCGUACGAGGAGGUCAUGAAGCUUGACGCGGAAGCCAGAGAGUUGCACGACAACAUUUCGCCGCAUCUCAAGAUGCGAGGAAUGGAUGAAGCGGCACGCGACCCUUCUACUUUGAUUAUGCAACGCUUCACAUUAGACCUCCUCUUCCUCAAGAUAAUAUGCGUCCUCCAUCGGAAGUACUUGUCUUAUGCGAGAGUGCAAUCGCGUUUCGCUUACUCCAGGAAAGCGGUCAUUGAAGCCUCGAUGAUGCUACUCAAGCACCAAGCGACUCUGCACCGGGAGUGUCAGGCCGGUGGUCGGUUGCGCAAUGUCAAAUGGUUCAUCUCGUCGCUGACCACCGUCGACUUCCUUCUCGCUGCAAUGAUCAUAUCGUCCGAUCUCUACCACACUGCGCGCGAAGGGUCGGCUCGUUCCCCGCCAUCAGCAGACACGCUUGUGUGGAGUUCAGAUCGGCGCGAGGAAAUGCUCGAAGCUAUAGAGGUAGCAGUAGGCAUUUGGGACGGCCUCAAGGAUCACUCUAUGGAAGCAUACAAAGCGCACACCACACUCGGCGUCAUGUUGGACCAGUUGAAGAAGAGUCGAUCAGCAAGGCAAGCUCCGAACGGCUUCCAAGCAGCUUCUUCGGCGUACCCCGCAAUGGCACCAAUGGAAGAUGCCAAUGUCGCACCUGAACAUUCGGCAGCAAUGACGCUGGGCUUGCUUAGCACGGGCGGUAUGACGCCUAAUGCUAACAUGUUUGACCAGCGAUACCCGGCAGGAAUGGCCAAUCUACUAAACGACCCUAUUCCUCAAGCAUCAACGGGCCUGACACCUCAAUACAACCAGCCAACAAGCGGAACAGCGGGGCCAGAAAAUGCAGCAAGUCCAUUUUCAAAUCUCUUUGGAGCAAACCUCUUUCAAAACUUGGAUCUUCCGCCGACAGACAAUAUCAAUUGGGACGCAUGGGAUUCUUACAUCCAGGGUCCAGGCAUCGAGUCGACAAACAACUUCUUCCCUAUGGACCUGAGCAAUAUGCCUAUGCAAACUGAGCAAGCAGGAAUGCCGGCCACGGGGCAAGCACCGAACCAGCAGCCUGCGCAAGGACCUCGGACAAAUGUGUUUGGACACGAUGUCUAUAUGGGCGCUGAUCCGAAAACGAGCUCUGGUGAAGGGUAUGCUCUGGGUUUCAUGCUACCUAAACGAUCCAACUCGUAG
This is a messenger RNA of Alternaria arborescens, 2661 nucleotides long. RefSeq lists its product as hypothetical. Lineage: Eukaryota; Fungi; Ascomycota; Dothideomycetes; Pleosporales; Pleosporaceae. Gene Ontology annotation, biological process: regulation of DNA-templated transcription; DNA-templated transcription. The transcript has 4 exons. Gene Ontology annotation, cellular component: nucleus. The coding region runs from base 1 to 2661 and encodes 886 amino acids. The record is from RefSeq and is a predicted model, not a curated record. Gene Ontology annotation, molecular function: DNA-binding transcription factor activity, RNA polymerase II-specific; zinc ion binding; DNA binding.